Camelina sativa (false flax) is the source of this 2873-nucleotide messenger RNA. NCBI's taxonomy places the organism in Eukaryota, Viridiplantae, Streptophyta, Magnoliopsida, Brassicales, Brassicaceae. The record is from RefSeq and is a predicted model, not a curated record.
UUUUUGAAAGAAGAAAAAAAGGAAAGUCACAUAAUCUGAAAUCUCCUUCAUAUCUCAAAAUCGUUGGCAACAGUUUCGUUACAAUUGGGGUUGAAAUGGAAAAGCCAAACCGACCAGUCAAUGCAAGCUGGUUUGGAUUGAAUGACGGCCAAAGUGAGACUAUAGAUGCAGAAUUAUUAGUGGAUCUUCUUGAGACUUUUAGAUUUGGUAAAGAUAAUGUUCCCCCCGGAGAAUUUCGAUUCAAGGCGGUAGCGACCGCGCCGGCGCCUGUCAACAUUACCACCCAGAUAGAUGUGGAAGUCGAAGAGAAAGAUGAUGGAUCUCAAGGAAACAAGUCUGUUCGUGAAAGCACAUCAUCAGUAUGUUCCAAUUCAGAUCCAGUAGUACUUGAGACUACUGUCAGCCAAACCGGUUCAAACAAUGAAACCGACUUAAACGAAGAAUCCGAAGAAGCAGGUUCAAAUGAAGAAAACGGUUUAGAUUGGUUAAAGUCGAGCUCCAUAAACUUAGCAAAUGUAGAGAACGAAAUGCAACAGAACAGAGAAAAUGGUGAGAUAGAAGGACAACAAGAGGAAGAAGAAGAAGAAAAGAGGGAGAUAUCAUCAUCAUCGGAUUCAGAAGAAAAGUCAAACCUAGAGAAGUUGCUUGAAACACAAGAAAAUUAUGAGCUUUACUGUCCAUGUUGUAGCUCAUGUAUCACCAGAAAAGUGAUUCUCAAGAAAAGGAAACGUGGGAAGCACGUUGAUUUGUCUGGGGAUCUAAAACUCAAUGUACCGGGUGAGGAAACUGACGAACCAAGCGACAUUGAAGAGAUGGAGCCACCGGUUAAGGUUCAUGUCCUCCCUGAGACUCGUAUUGAGGAUGAUGUUCAAGAAGAUAAAGAGGAGGGAAUUAUCUUCUCAUGCUUGGCUUGUCUUAAGUACUUCAUCCGGUUAGGAACAAGGUUCUUACAAUUUGUUUAUAUCAGGGCAAAACCGGUUGAGGAACCAGUUAAAGUAAAUUUAGAGAUCAGAAAUAGUAUUAACACAACACAAUCACUGCCACAAAUUCAACCGGACGGAGAAAGAUUUGCCAUUGAGGUUUUGAAGAGCACCGUCUACGGCGGUCUCACGGAGACCAUCACCAGCCUCGGCGUUGUAUCCUCAGCCGCUGCCUCUGGUUCCUCCACCGUGAAUAUACUGGCUCUUGCUAUCGCAAAUUUGGCUGGUGGACUCAUCGUCCUAGCUCAAAACCUUCAAGAUAUAAGAAACAGUUCAGAUCAAGAGAUAGAUCGGUACAAGGAAUUGUUAGGGAGACGUGAUAAUUUCCGGAUACAUAUCUUAGUAGCGGUCAUGUCUUACAUUUUCUUCGGCCUAAUUCCACCAUUAGUUUAUGCAUUCUCCUUCUACGAAACCGGAAUCAAGAACUACAAGCUCAUCUCGGUUUUCUCGGUUUCUCUGGUUUGCGUCAUUUUGCUCGGUUUAAUCAAGGUCUAUGUCCGAAAACCGCCAAACUCACGUGAAUCGAUUAAAGCUUAUCUCAAAUCUGCGGUUUAUUAUACGUCUAUUGUGGUUGAACAAGGUUCUUACAAUUUGUUUAUAUCAGGGCAAAACCGGUUGAGGAACCAGAAAAUUUGCAAAUUAUAUGCAGUUAAAGUAAAUUUAGAGAUCAGAAAUAGUAUUAACACAACACAAUCACUGCCACAAAUUCAACCGGACGGAGAAAGAUUUGCCAUUGAGGUUUUGAAGAGCACCGUCUACGGCGGUCUCACGGAGACCAUCACCAGCCUCGGCGUUGUAUCCUCAGCCGCUGCCUCUGGUUCCUCCACCGUGAAUAUACUGGCUCUUGCUAUCGCAAAUUUGGCUGGUGGACUCAUCGUCCUAGCUCAAAACCUUCAAGAUAUAAGAAACAGUUCAGAUCAAGAGAUAGAUCGGUACAAGGAAUUGUUAGGGAGACGUGAUAAUUUCCGGAUACAUAUCUUAGUAGCGGUCAUGUCUUACAUUUUCUUCGGCCUAAUUCCACCAUUAGUUUAUGCAUUCUCCUUCUACGAAACCGGAAUCAAGAACUACAAGCUCAUCUCGGUUUUCUCGGUUUCUCUGGUUUGCGUCAUUUUGCUCGGUUUAAUCAAGGUCUAUGUCCGAAAACCGCCAAACUCACGUGAAUCGAUUAAAGCUUAUCUCAAAUCUGCGGUUUAUUAUACGUCUAUUGUGGUUGCCUCUUCUGGAAUUUCAUACGUUGUCGGAGAUAUCAUGGGAGAGUAUAUCGGGAAGCUCACUUGGAUUAGUUUAGACCAGAUGAGUAGCAGGCGAUCAGUGAAGAGAUCAUUGAUUCUAUCUGACGAUGAAGAUGAAGAUAUCUUUUACAGCUUCAAGGUUCUUCUUCCUAACGGUACUAGUGUGAAACUCACACUUAGUAACCCAGAUCCUAAGAUGUCUAUGCAAAACUUUGUCAACCUGGUGAAGAAGGAGUACGAUAAUGCUAGGAAAGACUGUGUUUUGCUGUCUAAGAGGACGAGGGUUGAUUGGAACUCAGGCGGAAAGUUUUCUCUUGAGUCAAAUGGCGAGAAGAUGAAUGGCGUUGUUCGUUUUGCUGCCUUUAAGCCGAACUUGUGCCAUAUAAUACGCCUUAAUGACGGUUCUGGUAUAGCUUCCACCAUGUAUGAGAACUUGUGGGACUUGACACCUGAUACUGAUCUGCUUAAAGAACUACCUGAAAAUUAUAGCUUUGAGACAGCUCUCGCGGAUCUGAUAGACAAUUCCUUGCAAGCUGUGUGGCCUUAUCGUGAAGGAGCUCGGAAACUGAUUAGUGUGGAUAUUUCUGCUGACCGGAUUACAGUCUUUGAUACCGGGAAAGGAAUGGACAGUAGUGAGGAAAAUUCUAUUGACAAAUGGUGA